GAGCAUUCGGUGAGCUUAGCCUUCUUUAUAUCGACAGGUUCGACCCGCAACUUUAAAUAGAACUCGUUCCCCCCCUCUUCUCUAGCUCGUAUGUUUUCCCUAUCGAUUUCCUCAGACGAAAAACAACAACAUCUAGUUAUUACACGAACUGUAUACAAGUCAUCAUCUCCAAGAACUUAUUAGUUAUACCAACAGCUCAAACCGCAAUCAUGGCCGCCGCAGAAGUAUGCCCCGUCGUUGGAACUACGAACCACACUCUACCGCCUUCCCACCCAGAGAUCGACCUCUCUAAGCCAGGCCAGACGUGUCCAGUCGUUGGUGCUAAGACAGAACACCACACGAAACUGCACCAGCACCCGUCUGUCCCCAGCGGCGAGAUCAUCUCUGCAACCACUCAGUCCGUCGGUUCGGCCGACGCCCAGGCCUGUCCCGCACUGAGAAGCGUUGUCAAUGAGCCCAAGAGCAAGGAGAUGGACGACCGCGUAUGUCCCGUCGUCGGACCCGUAACCACAGUCCUACCUCCAGACCACCCUAGCACAGCUAACAAGGCCGACGGAGACGUGUGCCCAGUGACGAAAGCCAAGGUCGGCCACCACAAGGACAAGGUUGUCGGCCACCCCCAGGUUGAAGGGUCCUCGGGUGUCUGCCCCGUGACGGGAGCGAAACAGACGUAAAAACUGAGAGAUUGAUGGAUGGGUAUGUGCUAUCUAGUUUCGAUACGGCGUUUUUUUGGUUAGGUUAAUAGGAAUACGGUCUUCUUGUACGCUACGUGUUUAUCGACGAUAGGCUGUCUUACAGGUUACGCCGAUUGUAACAUGACUGUAAGAUGUGAUGAGCUAUUUCUGUAUGAGCAUAAAACACAUAAGUGAACAGGCAAAGUAUAUGUGAGGUUAUAAGUUUGUUUCGGGACUCAUUCCGUGGUCAUGCCUUCGUAGUGAACUACGCGUAAAGAGGAAGUUUCCAAGUGCGUUCGCUUCUUCAGGACAAAGAGUAGAAUUGUGGAUAUUGUGGAUUGUCAGAAA
Messenger RNA from Daldinia vernicosa, 1022 nucleotides. RefSeq lists its product as uncharacterized. The record is from RefSeq and is a predicted model, not a curated record. Bases 210 to 674 code for a protein of 154 amino acids. NCBI's taxonomy places the organism in Eukaryota, Fungi, Ascomycota, Sordariomycetes, Xylariales, Hypoxylaceae. The transcript has 2 exons.